AUGGCAUGGGUCCAAUCCAUUUCAAGACGAUCUCUCCAUAGAGCGCGAUCGGGUUUAUCGGCAUUGAGGUCAAGGUUUAGCCACCGUUCUAGUGAAGAAGACAGCGAAGACAGCCCCGAGCAAAGUUUCGUUAGCCCCGUUGCUCUCAGACGCGAAAGACAACGCCACGGAGUUUCAUCCGGGGCGUACACCUCAGAUACACAAGAGGACGUGAACUUUGGCGCUGAACUAUCUCGCAUGAAUCUUCCAUUGUCUUCAUCGUCGUCCAAGACUGAUGUGGAGUCUCUUCUCCGCCGCGCCUCAUCCUUGAGAUCGAUACCUGAUUCGUUUAUAACAUCUCCCGGGCCUCCAUCUACACCCAUAUUUUAUCCACCCACCCGAGCUGUAAGUAAUUCGGGGGUAAACUCGACUUGUACACUAGCCACCGACCAUGCUCUUGACUUCCAAUUUGGAGGAACUGGAGAAUUGGGGGCGAAUAUGGAUUCUGAAGAUCACUUUGCUCACACCACGUCAUCAACAGAGAACGAUUUGAUACGGCCAACAUGGGGCAUUGCAAUCUCUAUUGACAAAGAGAUUAAAAUGCCCGCUCAUGAACUGGAAGAUCCUCAGCCAGUUUGUGAAGAGCAGCAGACAACAUACCUGCAGCAAGAAAAUAUCAAUCAUGCAAGUUCAGAUACACAAAUCAGUGAUGAUCAACCAAGCUCAUUCCCCAUCUCGAGUCAGUCCUCCGCCGAAGUCCGAUUUGCAUUUCCAGGAAUCUAUCAUGAAGCGUUGUGCCAGUGGGCAAGACAACAUGAUAGUCCCAGCCCUAGUCUACACACCCCCACUCUCAACGAACACACUCCCAAUACCAGUCAACACAGUCCAAGCCCCAGUCAGCACAGCCCCAGGCUCCAUGGACAAGAAGAACCCCCUUGCGACUCCCAUAUCCCACUCGAAUGCAUCACGCGUCAGGAUGAUACAUACAGCAACCUGCCAUAUGAUGAAUACGAUGAAGGUACCAUACCUUUGGUGCCUCCGCAAACCCCAAUUACCCAUUCUGAAGAGAUACAGCCAUUAUCUUAUGCGAAUCCCCUCAAUUGCAUUUCCAACCGAAAUCUUGUCGAAAGAUGGCCAUCUAUCUUCGAAAGACCAACCACACAGCGCUCAAGUGUUGAAGAAUAUUCAAGCCGUUACACACCCGCUGGUACAACAUCACGAGAUAUGACUUCAACAGAAAUGACUUCAAUGGAAUCAAUGACAAACGACACAUGGUCCCCAUGGUCCCCGAUCGACUCUGAACUCCUUUUCCCAAGCCCAGUGGAAGGUAGAAAUGAGUAUUUCCUUGUUGACGGCAAAACAACCAGCCAUUAUCCCGACACAGGCAAUCACCCAGUAAAAUCUGCACAGCAUACCACGAGCAACUGUGGUAAUACCAGAGCACAUCAAGAACUAACUGAGCUGAUCUCUCCAGGGAUCGUGUCCCUACCGCUCAUAUCUGGUGAUAUUCACGGUGCAGGCUUGGAAUUUGUGGAAGAGGAUACGGACGAUGAGUUUUAUCCUGGAAUUGUGCAGCCAAGACAGUUCUGGUGA
Molecule: messenger RNA, 1572 nt
Organism: Penicillium expansum
Lineage: Eukaryota; Fungi; Ascomycota; Eurotiomycetes; Eurotiales; Aspergillaceae
Exons: 1
Coding region: 1-1572 (523 amino acids)
Source: RefSeq, a predicted model, not a curated record